This is a messenger RNA of Paramecium sonneborni, 759 nucleotides long. Lineage: Eukaryota; Ciliophora; Oligohymenophorea; Peniculida; Parameciidae. The record is from the annotation of a GenBank genome assembly.
AUGAUGUUUUAGAGUUUCCCUUAUUAGGUAGACUGUAGAUAUUUUGAGUACAAGACAAUUUGAGAAAGCAAAGCCAAGAAGAUUAGAAGGUCAAAAAUGUCUCUUUUUGCUUUGAUAGAAAUGUUAUUCAUACGAUAAAAAAGUCUCCUUUUGAAUAUUUAAAGAAAAAAUAAAGUAGACAUUAGAAUAGAAAAAUAUAUCAAUAAAUAAGAGGAGAGGAAAAAGAAGAAUUAAUAUCAUCAGAUGAGGACACUCAAGAUUUCUAUGAAUUAGAUGAAAAUUAGUAAUAUUAUAGCAUUAUAGAAUGGAAAAAAUUAUAAGAUGAAAGAUUGAAAUAAAUGACUGGAAAUAAUUUGAUUAAUUCAUAAGAUUUAAAUGAUUCAUCUAAAGUGUAAAAAUUACCACUUAAAUCUUGUUUAAAAAAAAUUAAGAAAGAUAUUUAUCUAUAUUAUGAGGAAUUAUUUGGAAAAAUAUCUAAUGAUUAAUUAUAAACGGUACUUUCAUCAGAAAAAUUAUAGCUUAAUGAAAAAUAAAUCAAAUAAUGCAUCAUAGUAACUGAAUUCAAUAACAUUAUGAAUGAUGAUGAUGAUGAAGUAUUAAAAUAAAUUAAAUUCAUAGAUAUCCAUAAAUUUAGAUGAAUUAGAUGAUUUUAUUGAAUAGAGAAAUAUAGAUUAAAAGAAAAAUAAAAAUUAUAAUAUUACUGAAUUUGAUAACAUUAGAAAAAAAGUUGAUCAGAAUAGGCUUAAAAAUAAUUAGUGA